Molecule: messenger RNA, 309 nt
Organism: Penicillium canescens
Lineage: Eukaryota; Fungi; Ascomycota; Eurotiomycetes; Eurotiales; Aspergillaceae
Exons: 1
Coding region: 1-309 (102 amino acids)
Source: RefSeq, a predicted model, not a curated record
AUGGAAAUCGCUCGUUCAAAGACCGCUGAUGCAGAAACUGCCCAUCCCGAGAUCGCCCAUCCUGAGACCACUCACACACAGAUCGGCAGUGGAGACACCGGAACUGACAACACAGUCGUCAAGAGAUCCAAGGCGCCUGCCAAGAGACUUAGAGUGCGUAAACGACCUACGAGUGGCGUUCCCAAGGCGAAAAUCAGGGCCAAAACAUCGAAGCCCUUGGAGGCACGAAAGGCACUUCUGGACUCGGCAAUCAAAUUGGAGCUGGACGAUUCGGAGCUGAAGGUGGAGCCUGUAAAGAUGGAGCCAUGA